UACAGAAUCUAGUCAGAUGCAGCGUCAUACGAAAGACUGCCCCCUUUGCACUGCGUGUGAAACAGCGUCACUGACGUCAGACUUCCAGUCCUCUGUUGUUGUAGCCUACAGAGGGAAACAUCGAAGUGGUUGAUGUUCACUCGGGCUAAAGUUGUUGUUAAGACAAUAGCGAAAUCAUAAGCCAUUUGCUAUGGCUUUGCAAACGGCCGAGGAGAUAGCGGAGCAAAUCGAGGAGUCUGAGGAUAUAUUGGAACAGGACGUCCGUGUCUCUCCUGCCGAGGAAAUGCCGGGAGACGGGCCUGUUGUGGAGGAGGAAUCUGAACAGCUACUCCUGCCAUGGGACCGAUUCUCUGCAUGGCUCCACUGUAUCUGCGUCGUCGGUUUUGAUCUCGAGCUUGGGCAAGCAGUUGAGGUGAUUUAUCCACACCACUCAAAACUGACUGAAAAAGAGAAAACCAGUAUUUGUUACCUUUCCUUCCCGGACUCAAACUCAGGUUGCCUAGGUGACACACAGUUUUGCUUCCGUUUCCGUCAGGCAUCAGGAAGGCAGUCGUCGUUAGGGUGUUUCUUGGACCGCUGUGAUCGGGAUGCGCCCGUAUGUCUCAAGCGAGACCAGGGACAUUUCUAUGGUUAUGUGUACUUCAGACAGGUGCGAGACAAGUCACUUAAAAGGGGCUACUUUCAGAAGUCCCUGGUCUUGGUCAGCAAGCUUCCAUAUGUGACCUUCUUUCACUCCCUGCUGAAGCUGCUUGCUCCAGAGUACUUUGAGAAGCAGGAACCCUGCCUUGAAGCAGCCUGUAAUGACAUCGAUCGCUGGCCCACACCCUCUCCGGGAAAAAUUCUGAAUCUGCCCAUCAUGGGAGUGGUCAUGAAGCUCCGUAUACCUACAUGCUAUGACAAACCUGGAACCUCCCAGCUGGUGCAGUCAACGCCGAGUGACAGCCUGGUGUCCAUCGUCUUGCCCACGAUACACGAGGUGGACUUGUUCAGAUGUUUCCAUCCCGUCUUCUAUCACAUUCAGAUGUUGUGGGAGUUGGUCUUGCUGGGGGAGUCACUGGUGGUAAUGGCCCCGUCUCCAUCAGACUCAUCCGACACCGUUCUGGCUUUGGUCAGUUGCAUAUCUCCACUGCGAUACUGCAGUGAUUUCAGGCCAUACUUCACUAUCCACGACAGUGAGUUCAAAGAGUACACCACCAGAACACAAGCUCCGCCGUCAGUCAUUCUUGGUGUGACGAAUCCCUUCUUUGCCAAAACUCUUCAGCACUGGCCGCACAUCAUUCGAAUUGGAGACAUGAAACAAACAGGAGAGAUGGCGAAACAGAUGAAGGUGAAGAAGUUGAAGAACUUGAAAACUCUAGACUCAAAACCAGGCGUGUACAGUGCAUACAAACCGUUCUUGAACAAAGAUGAGGACAUCAUUAAACAGCUACAGAAGGGUGUUCAGCAGAAACGUCCCUCCGCAGCCCAGAAUGCGAUUCUGCGGCGAUAUUUCUUGGAGCUUACCCAGAGUUUCAUCAUUCCCCUGGAGCGGUAUGUUGCCAGUCUGAUGCCCUUACAGAAAACCAUCUCUCCCUGGAAGAGCCCUCCACAGUUGCGACCUUUCCUCCAAGAAGAAUUCAUGAAAACACUAGAGAAGGCUGGCCCUCAACUCACAUCCCGGCUUAAAGGAGACUGGAUUGGUCUCUACAGGCAGUUUCUAAAAUCGCCAAACUUUGAUGGAUGGUUCCGGAACCGCAGGAAAGAAAUGAUGCAGAAGCUGGAGGCCCUGCACCUAGAGGCUCUAUGUGAAGAGGAUCUUCAGCUCCGUAUUCAAAAACACACUGAAGUGGAGACGGUUGAUCUUGUAUUGAAGCUCAAGGACAAAUUGAUAAAAGCUGAAGAUGAGCAGCUCCCAGUCCGAGCAGACACCUUGGCCAAACUCCAGUCCCAUAUCGAGGCAAUCAUCCUCUCGCUGCCGGAAGACCUGCAGGGGAUUUUGCAUAAGCCAGCCGCCACACUAUGAAACAACCUGCUGCGUCUAUACACUGUAAAACAUUGCAAUCUGUUAAACGUAAAAAAAGUAAGUUGCUGCCCUGCAGCCUUAAGUUUUGUAAGUUAACGCAAUUUCAGAAAGCCUUGAGUUGAGUUAACUUACAAACUUAAGGCAGCAGGGCAACCUACCUAUUUAAGUUUAACUGGCUUCCAAAGGCUUACAGUGUACAAAGGCAAACUACAUAUUUCAGACAGGUAGGGCAGUAUUGAUCUGCAGGGGGUAUUGUAUAAAACAGCAGCCACUUUAUGAAACAACCUGCUGGGUGUAAUUGCUGCUCUUCCAACUGGAUGUAUAUGUAGGUGGGAGGAGCUCCUUAAUGAUUUCAAGACAUUUCCCACACACACACACACACACACACACACACACACACACACACACACACAAAGAGACUUUUAGAACCGAGAGUGAAGUGGCGCUGACUGACUCUGCACAAAUAUAAAAGGGGUUCAAAAGAAGCAGUACCGGCUUGAUGUCAUGCACACAAACUCACCUGGGGCUGGCUGUGACAAAGCUGUUUCUUUAGUGCUGACGGUGUCAUCACUUUUUUUCCAAAAUGGUUAAAGCCCUUUAAAUCUACCUGUUAAACUAAACAUAGGCCUAUUAGUUAGUUCUGGCUAUUAUGGAUUGUGAUAAUAAAUCACUAUUCUGUAUCAUGGGGAAGCAAUGUAAAUCAGGUUCAUGAUUUGCAAUAGUUCUAUAAUAGUCGUUUGCUAAUUCGUAAUCAAAUAGAGUCUAUGGAGACGUUGCGUUGUUGUUACAUGACCUGAGCACACUAAAGGUAAAUGAGCAUGUCAAGAUUUGAUAAAAAGUGACACUAACCGAAACUUUCAUGCGUUUACAUUCAAGGGUGUAUCAACUCUCUAAAGCCCUAUUCACACAAGAUUAAUAUUAUACUUACGGACUAAGGCUGUUAUAUCAAACCGAAGGAUCGCGAUACGCAGAGCCAUAAACCUGUCUUGCGACCUUCGCUCACAGAACCGUGAUGCUCCCUUUCGAAGUUCUAAACAACAGACUUCAGUCUUUUACAAACAUGUCAAGAUUUUUUUAUUCAUGCAUGCUCCAAUGCAUGGUGCAUGGAGAUUGACCAUGGAACGGAGAGAGAGAGAGAUAUAUAUAUAUAUAUAGAGAGAGAGAGAUGCCUACCCAAAUUAACCAGCUGAAAUACAUGAAAUACUGAAUAUCUUCAGUAUUUCAUGUCCAAAUGGCGUGAAACGUUGCUCUGCAACCUGCCAUACCACCUCAAAGUCAACUUCCGAAUUUGAGAUCAUUCGGUGCAGUACUGCGGCAGUUAUGCGUGGAACAGACAGAGAUACAGACAGAAGUUUCUUGAAUUAUUGUGUAAAUUACAAACUGUUGUUUAUCCAGUCGAAUGAGCCACAAAAUAACACAGCAGCGGGGGUAAUUGCGAAUUACCAGUGGUCCAUAGGUAAUAUUUAUCCCGUGUGAAUUAGGCUAUAUAGUUGAUGUAGCAACUCAAUCUUGAAAAUUAACUUUUCCAGGGCAGGGUAUAUCAUGAUAGACUUCGACAGUUAUUAUAUUUUAAUUCCUCAAGAAACAUCUGCAUUUAAGGCUUGAGAUAUUCUUUACAUACCAAAACAUAUUCCUGUUCGUGUAUCUCACAGGAGAGGAUUUGACAUAUUUUUAUGUAGUAAAAAGUUUAUAUGUUGGUUGUUGUGUGUACUUAAUGGAUUAUCCACUUGUAUGUUCUUAUCUUGUGCAUCAGUGACAACAGAUAAGUGUGUCUGAUGUUAUUGAUGUUAUUGGUAACACUUUACUUGAUGUUGGCGUCAUAGAUAUGACAUUACUGUAUCAUAACAGUGUUGUGAUGCAGUCAUGUACGUGUCAUAAGCAUUAUGUCCAUGUCAUAAACAUUUUAUGCCUGUUCUGGUAAAGACAAAUGUCAAUAAUGUCAACAUUUCAUGACAUAAAACGUUUAUGACAUUGAUAGUUUAUGCCUCAUCUAUGACUGUCAUGGCACAGUUCUAACACUACUGUGACACGAUCAUGUCAUGCAUAUAACGCCGGCGUCAAGUUAAGUGUAACCAAGUUAUCAGACAUACCGCAAUGUACAUUCCACAGAAAAGAGGAGUUGCCACCUUUAACCGGUGGAGUUGAGCCAUGCCAGAGCCAUGG
Molecule: messenger RNA, 4165 nt
Organism: Engraulis encrasicolus (European anchovy)
Lineage: Eukaryota; Metazoa; Chordata; Actinopteri; Clupeiformes; Engraulidae
Gene: dennd6a
Product: DENN/MADD domain containing 6Aa
Exons: 20
Coding region: 191-2002 (603 amino acids)
Cellular component (GO): recycling endosome
Molecular function (GO): guanyl-nucleotide exchange factor activity
Source: RefSeq, a predicted model, not a curated record